Molecule: messenger RNA, 1182 nt
Organism: Aspergillus calidoustus
Lineage: Eukaryota; Fungi; Ascomycota; Eurotiomycetes; Eurotiales; Aspergillaceae
Source: the annotation of a GenBank genome assembly
AUGGUGCUCCAGGAUGUACAUGGGCUCGUGGGCUACGACCAUACCACGCAGCAGCUAUAUACCCUCGAGUAUCCCCCAAAUUCUCUGGCAACAAAGCAGAAGCUCGCAUCCACACAACCCAAAAGGUCUGAAACCCUGAUCUCGCCCAAAGGUAUCACUGACCGUCCGCUUGGUAGUAGCCCUGACCCAAUAAAGCCAGCUAGCCUCAGAAAAGCCCUCGAAACACUCGCUGUUUUCUACCAUGUCAUUACCGUCUACCCUCUCCUCCCCGGUCUCAUGAUCGCCACGUACGCCAUCUACCAUCCAGCGAGAGUCAUCUUUCCCAUCCUGCUAUCCCUCAUACUCCCCCGCUCCUUCUCCCGCAGGAGCGACUGGCUCCGCUCCCUCCCACUAUGGCGGUUCGUUGCCUCCUACUUCCCUCUCACCCUGUAUCGAACAACCCCGCUCCCCACAAACCAGAAAUACAUCUUCGGCUACCAUCCGCACGGGAUUCUCUCGCACGGUGCCUUUGCAGCCUUCGCAACAGAAUCCCUCGGUUUCUCUACCCUCUUCCCAGGGAUCGAAAACUCCCUCCUGACCCUCGAUUCGAACUUCAAGAUCCCCAUCUACCGAGAUUAUCUCCUUCUCCUGGGGAUGAACAGCGUCUCGCGCGCCUCUUGCGAGAAUAUCCUCAGCACAGGCGGGGCAGAUAACUACGGCACGGGACGCGCAAUCACAAUCGUCAUUGGCGGCGCGAAGGAGUCGCUCGAGGCUGUUCCGGGUAGUAUGCGGCUCGUCCUACGAAAUCGAAAGGGGUUCGCGAAGCUGGCGAUUCGAACGGGUGCAUCGCUUGUGCCUGUGCUUGCUUUCGGCGAGAACGAUCUGUAUACUAUGACGGCGGAUCUGGAUCCAAAGACAUUCGCUGGGCGGGCGCAGCAGACGUUCAAGCGGGUGUUUGGGCUGACUGUGCCGUUUCUGUAUUCAAAGGGGCCGUAUACGCUGGAUUUUGGGGUGACGCCGCAUCGACGGCCGGUGAAUAUUGUGGUGGGGAGGCCGAUUGCGGUGAGGAAGAUGGGGGACCUGAUUGAUGGGGCGUAUCUGGAUGAAGUGCAUGGGAGAUAUAUUGAGGAGCUGGAGAGGAUUUGGCAUGAGUGGAAGGGAGUGUUUGCGCCGCGGAAUAUCGAAGAUAUUGAGAUAAUUUAA